Molecule: messenger RNA, 689 nt
Organism: Cutaneotrichosporon oleaginosum
Lineage: Eukaryota; Fungi; Basidiomycota; Tremellomycetes; Trichosporonales; Trichosporonaceae
Biological process (GO): regulation of DNA-templated transcription
Cellular component (GO): nucleus
Source: RefSeq, a predicted model, not a curated record
CGGGAGGUGAGAAGGAGGGUGAGACGGGAGGUGAGAAGUGGACAGAGGAGCGGGCACCAGAGAUGGAGAAGGAGGACACACCAGACGUCAAGCCGCGCGUGUCGGGAUCCGCCGAGGCCGCGCAUCGCGCCGCACCGGAAGAAGCAGAAGAGCACGCGGCUGAAGCAGCCGUCGAAGCCGCACUAGGCUCUACGCCGCGGGAGGCGUCCGCGCCCGCGUCCGCGCCCGCGCCCGCGCCCUCCCGCGUCAAUCUCGCCGACAUCUCCUCCCUCAUCUCCGAGCUCGUGCGCAACCGCGAAGAAAAAGUCGCAAUCGCCGUGGGCGCGUACAACGCGAUCGACCGGCACAUCCGCGCGCUCGACUCGGCGCUGAGCGCGCACGAGACGAGCGUGCUCGGCUUCGAGACUCCCAAGCCCGCGGGUCGCAGCGUGUCCGUCAUGAGCGAAGGCGUGCCGCCGGGCAUCGAGGCAGACCCGAACGAGCCCCGCUACUGCUACUGCAACCAGGUGUCGUAUGGCGAGAUGGUCGGGUGUGAUAACGACGACUGUCCGAUGGAAUGGUUCCAUCUCGCAUGUCUUGGUAUGAGCCAGCCGCCGGCGGGGCAGUGGUUGUGCGAUGUGUGUCGCAAGGACAGGAAGGAGGGCGGGGGAGGAGGGGGAGGGGCGCACAAGAAGCGCAGGAAGCGAUGA